CGUCAGAGUUGUGGGCGGGGCCAUGAUGCUUCCGGUAACAGAAGACUACUUUCGGUUUGGGAUCUCGUUAAACAUGUGAUUUUAAGUAUUAUUAUAUUCUGAUUCAGAUCUGCCGCAUUAUUAAGGGUCAUCACUAGUCAGAAGAACGUUCUUUGGUAUAUAAAUAAUACGAAGUUAGCUAGGUUAUUUGUGUUUCAGUUUUUUACUACAACAUCGUCAGACUAUGAGAUAUAACCUACGUUUCCACCCGUAGGUCCAGACGCGCAAGAGUGACUUAUAAAGCAAAUAUAAUAUAAAAAAAAAAACAAAUAUGGGCCAGUCAGAGAGCGGACAUGCUAUUUCGAAGGACUUUAAACCCAGAUCAUGCUCAGGUCUGCGUUCAGCUGUUCCUCUAGCUGUGGUUGAGGAGAUCCUGCUGAAUCUGCCUGCUCAUCAGGUGGUGCGAGUCUGUCGUCUGGUGUGUCGUGAGUGGAAGGAGCUGGUGGACAGUGCUGCACACUGGAGAGAGCGCUGUCGGAGAGAGGGGAUCCAGCCACAGGAUCCCUCCAGAGCCCCAGACGGCUGGUGCCAGUUUUACUUCUUAACUAAGAAACGACGUAACUUGCUCAAGAAUCCUAGAGCAGAAGAGGAGUUCAGUGGAUGGAAGAUUGUAGAGAAUGGUGGUGACUGCUGGACAGUAGAAGACAAUUAUGUAAAAAUCCCAAAUUUCACAGUCGCAAAAUACUUUGUCACCUCUUACUGGUUAUGUUUGAAGCAACAGCUGAUAGAUUUGAAGAAAGAAGGCUACAACGCUGCUUUCAUGGAUCAACUACAACCUCAUAUCAAAAUAUCAGACUGGUAUGCCCCGCGCUGCGAUUGUGGAAGCGUGUAUCAGAUCUGUGUGGAGUUGCUUGAUCAGAAGAAGAAACCCAUCAGUACCUUUGAGCCUGAACAAGUUUUCUUUCCACAGUGGAACGAUCAGCAGUGGUGUGAAAUGACACAUGUCUUUAAGGAUUAUGGACCUGGAGUUCGGUUUAUCCGUUUCACUCAUGGAGGGAAGGAUACACAGUUUUGGGCAGGCUGGUAUGGGAUACGGGUCACUAACAGUAGUGUGGAGAUCUGUCCCGCUGAAGAGAGAUAGUGUCUUACUGUCAGUAUUUGUUGUUUGUUAUGAGAAAUGCUGUAAUAUGUUACAUUAAAUUUAAAAGUCUUAUGAAGGUGCAAAA
Messenger RNA from Cyprinus carpio (common carp), 1205 nucleotides. Its product is annotated as F-box only protein 44-like. Gene Ontology annotation, cellular component: cytoplasm; SCF ubiquitin ligase complex. Gene Ontology annotation, molecular function: protein binding; ubiquitin protein ligase activity. Gene Ontology annotation, biological process: SCF-dependent proteasomal ubiquitin-dependent protein catabolic process; glycoprotein catabolic process. The transcript is spliced from 6 exons. The record is from RefSeq and is a predicted model, not a curated record. Lineage: Eukaryota; Metazoa; Chordata; Actinopteri; Cypriniformes; Cyprinidae. Bases 311 to 1120 code for a protein of 269 amino acids.